This is a messenger RNA of Pyrus x bretschneideri (Chinese white pear), 638 nucleotides long. Its product is annotated as stress-response A/B barrel domain-containing protein HS1. Gene Ontology annotation, biological process: pollen tube adhesion. Bases 49 to 378 code for a protein of 109 amino acids. The record is from RefSeq and is a predicted model, not a curated record. Lineage: Eukaryota; Viridiplantae; Streptophyta; Magnoliopsida; Rosales; Rosaceae. The transcript is spliced from 2 exons.
GUUGUGAGGCAUAUACGAAGUUUGGUGGAGAGAGAGAGAGAGAGAGAGAUGGAGGAAGCAAAGGGAUUGGUGAAGCAUGUACUGCUGGCAAAGUUCAAAGACGGGAUCUCAGAAAGCAAGAUCGAAGAACUCAUCAAAGGUUACGCCAACCUCGUCAAUCUCAUCGAACCCAUGAAGUCUUUCAACUGGGGAAAAGACGUGAGCUUUGAGAACCUACAUCAAGGUUUCACUCAUGUCUUUGAGUCAACCUUUGAGAGUACGGAGGGUGUCGCAGAAUACGUAGCCCAUCCUGCCCACGUUGACUUUGCAAAUUUGUUACUUUCCAAUUUGGAGAAGGUCAUUGUGAUCGAUUACAAACCAACUACAGUUCAUGUUUAAAUCGGAAGGACCAUCCCAGGUGUCGUAUGUCGUGUUGUUUCUCCUGGUGGAACUUAAGCUUCUGUGUAAGAGGCUGAUUCAGGUCUGUUUUAUCUGAUUUACAAACCGUGAGUAAAAUGAAAUAAUUCAGGUCUGUCAUUGGUUGUGCCUCAAAUUUUAACUGCAUUGCCUUGUAUUGGUGUUGAUGCUAUCGAAUCGAUUUAAUACUCAGUUAGAUUUCUUAUAUAAUUACAUUGGACUGCUUCAAGUCCAUAGUCUUC